Messenger RNA from Symbiodinium pilosum, 888 nucleotides. Lineage: Eukaryota; Dinophyceae; Suessiales; Symbiodiniaceae. The record is from the annotation of a GenBank genome assembly.
AUGGUGAACCUGGAGCAUGCUGGGAUUGCUUUCCUCAUGGUGCUGGUGGCCGGCUUCGCUACAUGUGUAGGGGCAUCAGUGAUUUUCUUCCAGCGUUUGGUGAAGCUGGCAAGCAAACUGGUCCUGGCCGGGGGCCUGGCCUUUUCUGCCGGAAUCAUGCUCUAUGUCUCCUUCAUUGAGAUCUUUCAGAAGGCCAAGACAGGAUUCGAGGACGCUGGAAUGAAAGAGAACCACGCAUAUAUGGCAGCCACUGCCUGCAUGUUCGGCGGCAUGCUCAUGAUGCGGCUGAUUGCCGUUCUGACACACUGCAUGGACCCAAAGCACGAUGCACAUGAACAGGCUGUGACCAUUGGAAUUCCGCCCCUGGAAGCCCCAGAUACGACAAAGACCGUCAAGUCUCCAGAUUCAGAGGCUUCGGAGAAGGCGCUGAUGCGGAUGGGUCUUAACACAGCAUUAGCUAUUACCCUGCACAACUUCCCUGAAGGUUUGGCUGGCAUGGUUGCAGGCUUGAUCGAUCCCAGCGUGGGCUUCACCCUCACGAUGGCCAUUGCCAUUCACAACCUUCCAGAGGGCCUGUGCAUUGCCUUGCCAGUCUACUACUCCUCAGGAAGUCGCCUGAAAGGCUUCUUCCUGGCCACCCUUUCCGGAAUGUCAGAGCCUAUCGGAGCCCUCAUCGCAUGGGGCAUCGUUGCAAGCAGUGGAGAGGAUUUAAACGGCAUCAUCUAUGGCAUCCUGUUUGGCAUGGUUGGCGGCAUUAUGAUCAUGAUUGUUGUGCUUGAGCUGCUCCCGACCGCCCACCGCUACGACCCCAAAGAUGUCGUGGUGACUCACAGCCUGGUUGCUGGCAUGCUGGUCAUGGCUGCCUCACUGAUUCUCUUCAUGGUAUGA